Messenger RNA from Aplosporella prunicola CBS 121167, 1078 nucleotides. RefSeq lists its product as uncharacterized. The record is from RefSeq and is a predicted model, not a curated record. Bases 339 to 968 code for a protein of 209 amino acids. The transcript has a single exon. NCBI's taxonomy places the organism in Eukaryota, Fungi, Ascomycota, Dothideomycetes, Botryosphaeriales, Aplosporellaceae.
GGCUGAUUGCACUGUUGCCUAACCUAAAUAUAAGGUAUGGUUCGAACAGUCCAAUCGACUACUCCGUGCACUGUGGCGCAUGCAGACUGCAUGUUCCUCGGCUUGGCUGGCAAGCAUGCGACAUUAUUCCCUCAAGCCUAAUUAGCGCUUACUGAUGCGGGUCGAUCACGAAAGAGACAUUUAUAGCUGCACGUCCUGUUUCCAGCCUGAUCAGGCCAUAUUCCACCUCCAUCUCAUUCCUCUUUCAUUUUGUUGAGAGUUGGAGGCUACACCUUGCACGCAUCAACUAAAAGACACUCUGUUCGUGAAGAGCUUGCAAAGGAAAGAGACAUCAAGUUAUGGAAACUUCCUCGAUUCGAAGUCCAGCAUACCGAUACCGGUCGCUUCAAACAAACAAUCGUCAAAUCCGUCUUAUUGAUUUGAUGCCCAGAUUUUGGGACGACCCCAUUCAUUGCACAAUUCGCCACGUUUCUUUGGAUGACAGCACCGAUAAUCCCGAUUUUGACGCGCUUUCCUACGCAUGGGGAGAUCCACACCUUAAAACAUCUAUAUUCAUCGAUGGAGAAGAAUUUCCCGUUACCGUAAACCUAAGCUCGGCACUGAGGCAUUUACGGUCGUACAACAAGAGAUAUUCCCUAUGGGUUGAUGCCCUAUGCAUCAACCAGGCCGACAACGAUGAAAAAUCAAGCCAGGUUAACAUGAUGGGUGAUAUCUACAAAGCCUGUAGGGAAGGAAUUCUCUGGCUUGGCAAUGAAAGAGAGUUUGACGACCAGUGGUGCGAAACGGAAAGAAUUGAUGACUGUAAAUAUAAACGUACACCGGUUCCGAAGCCUUCAACUCCAAGAACAUACGGUCCCGUCAGCAGUCACGCAAAGCCAUUCCAGCACACAACCAAUACACUAUGGAUGGAUCAGCAACAAAUGGGGGGCCAGUCUUGUAAAUGGCACAGAGCUUAUCCCAUAAUAUAAGAAGCGUUUAAGCUUCUGGAAAUACUCGCUGGAAAUAAGCAUUUGAAUGAAAUUCAUGGGUUCAUCAAUUUACUCGCUGGUAAUGAAAAGCAACGAUUCGUGGAACCGGU